Molecule: messenger RNA, 3585 nt
Organism: Erpetoichthys calabaricus (reedfish)
Lineage: Eukaryota; Metazoa; Chordata; Cladistia; Polypteriformes; Polypteridae
Gene: cdyl
Product: chromodomain protein, Y-like
Exons: 7
Coding region: 486-2105 (539 amino acids)
Cellular component (GO): nucleus
Molecular function (GO): transcription corepressor activity
Source: RefSeq, a predicted model, not a curated record
UUUACAACAAUACUUGAGUCAUACCAGCCCUUGGUUUCCAUCCAGUUGAAUAGUUUACCUUGUGGUGCCAGUGAAAACUUUUUUUGACACGGUAAGCAGCUUAGCUUAGUAUCCACCUUUCAACAGACUUCAACAUCUCUGACCGCUUCGACUGUGCCGCACAACUGACAGACGCGCCCACGAAACUCGCAAUCGCUACGGGUUGUUCUCGGAGCUCGAUUGAGACUUCCUGUUAGGGAGCGCACAAGCUCACAGCGCGCAGCCGUGUUACGGGUCUUCUGGCAUUUACUGAAACCGAGCGCUCCGAGAGUAGAGAGAGAGAACGAGAGGAGGGGGGAAAGUCAGCAAGCGACUAAGAGGGAGGGGGGGAGAUCAAGUGUGUGACUAAGAGAGAGAGAGAGAGGAAGGAGAGGCCACACAGAUAUAACAACUGCAAGAAAAAGUGUAUGCAACCGUCCUGAAGAACACACAAUUAAGAAGGCACCAUGGCUUCAGAGGAGCUCUACGAGGUAGAAAGAAUAAUAGACAAGCGGAAAAAUAAAAAAGGGAGGAUAGAGUACCUGGUGCGAUGGAAAGGCUAUGACAGUGAGGACGACACGUGGGAGCCAGAGCAGCACUUAGGCAACUGUGUGGAAUAUAUUCAUGAGUUCAACAGGCUUCACUCAGAGAAGCAGAAAGAUAUGCCUUUAAUGCGAUCCACUCGAAACUCUCCUAAUAAUGCAAGAAAACAGAUUUGUAGGCCUUCCAACAGUUCUUUAACAAAGACCUCUCCAAAGGCAAUGGUAAUGAGUAAAGAGGGUGACCUAAAAAAUAAUAACCAAGUGUUAACCAGUAGCCAGAAGUAUCGCCGGACUACAGCACAGUCUGUUGCUGGAAGGAAAAGCAUGGAUCUUGCCAAAUCAGGAAUCAAAAUCCUUGUUCCUAAAAGUCCCAUGAAAAAUAGGAUUGUUGUGGAUGGUUUCCAGAAUGAUAGACCAGACAACCUUGACCAAAUAGAACAGGAUCAGGACUCUGUUCCUCGUGAAAUCAACAUUGAAAGACCUGUAUGUGCUUUGUUGGGACCUGGUGCAGAAAGGGCACGUAUGGGGACCAGACCAAGGACACAGCCUUUAGUGCCCCAGGUACCAGUUGCAGCUGCAACUGCUUCAGCCUUAACAGUCAAUGGAAAAGGUACAUCUUUGUUUAUGGAUGUCUUACCAGAGAAUGGUACAGCCAGCAUCCAGACUUCGGUGACAGGAGCUGCAGUGGGAAAGCGACGAUUUGAGGAAAGACAAGCUUUUGACAAAAGACUCAGGUUUAGUGUCCGUCAAACUGAAAGUGCCUAUCGUUAUAGAGACAUUGUUGUCAAGAAACAAGAAGGCUUUACGCACAUUUUACUCUCCACAAAAUCUUCAGAAAAUAACUCCUUAAAUCCAGAUGUAAUGAAGGAAGUCCAGAGUGCACUAAACACUGCAGCUGCUGAUGACAGCAAACUAGUAUUACUAAGCGCUGUGGGCAGUGUCUUUUGCUGUGGUCUUGAUUUUAUUUAUUUUAUUCGUCGAUUGACUGAUGAUCGGAAGAGAGAAAGCACUAAAAUGGCAGAAACAAUAAGAAACUUUGUAAAUACUUUCAUCCAGUUCAAGAAACCAAUAAUAGUGGCUGUGAAUGGUCCUGCAGUUGGUCUAGGAGCAUCUAUACUGCCUCUGUGUGAUGUUGUUUGGGCAAAUGAAAAGGCCUGGUUUCAGACACCAUACACUACAUUUGGACAAACUCCAGAUGGGUGUUCAUCUCUCACAUUCCCAAGGAUAAUGGGGAUUGCGUCGGCUAAUGAAAUGCUCUUCAGUGGGAGGAAAUUGACAGCGCAGGAGGCGUGUGCGAAAGGACUGAUUUCUCAAGUGUUUUGGCCAGGGACGUUUACUCAAGAGGUGAUGGUGCGCAUUAGGGAGCUAGUCUCUUGUAAUUCAGUUGUACUACGUGAAUCAAAAUCUCUAGUGAGAAAUGCCAUGAAGGGAGCACUUGAACAGGCCAAUGAAAAGGAAUGUGAAGUUCUAAAGAGAGUUUGGGGUUCUGCCCAGGGAAUGGACUCCAUACUGAAAUAUUUGCAGAAGAAGAUUGAUGAGUUUUAAGUGAAGACUACAGUGACACUGGAAUGGCCUUGCUCACCAGAAUGCCAGUAUAGCUUACAGAUGCCCUUAGCUAUUGACUACAUGUGGAGGGCAUUUCUGAGUAAGCUUAGGAAUUCAACCAUACCAUUUUGGUAACUUAUACUGUGCAUUGUGGUUUUGUGCAGUGAGGAAUUGUACUGUACUACAUUAUAUGGAAAAAGGGAGAGACAGAGGGUCAGACAGAUAUGUAUUUUCUCUUUGGUUGUCUAGAAUAAUGUAUAUUUUUUAUUAGAUCCAAAAGCAAAACUUGCUUACAGUUGCAAAAUAGAUGAAAUGAUUAAAUGAAACGGGUAACAACCAGUCCUAUUCCUGCUCAGUUACUGAUAUGGUUGGAAUUUAGCUGCUGGCAUUUUUGCUUUGAAAAGGUAAAGAUGCAACAAUUUAUGAAAUGUAUUUUAAGUCCAUUUGUUGGAUAACUGUUUUGUUACAUCAACUAUUUGCAAAUAUGAACAUAUACAGUAUGAGUCAUAUGCUAAUUAUGUGACGUUCUGGCAAGGUUCAACAACAGCUGUAUCCAACAAGUAUGAAGGCCUAUGUGGCAGUAUUAGAUACAUGGGGUUGACUCUGCAUAACUAAAUUAUAUCUAGUUUUAGAUUUCUGUUUGUCUAAUUUUAUCUAUUGCAUUAUUUUUGCUGAUGGGUGAAAAAUGAAACAUGAAAACAAUAUACAAAAAUGUAUUGAGGUUGAAUGGUAUGUUACACCAAAAUACUUUGUUUAUAACUGUCAGAUUUUUUUUAGUUUCACUAGAGUAUAUUUUUAAUUUAAUAACUUAAAAAAUAUUGCCACACUAUUCAAAGUCUCUUUCCAAAAAAAAAAAAAAAAACUACCCUAUUCUGCUGAAAAGAUUAUGCUGGUUUUACUUUCUAUAUAACACAUAAUUCAUUCAUAUGGUGUCAAGACCCCCACCCCCUUGUAUAUAAAACUACUUAGCAUUCCUGUCAGGAGUGGGUACUGAUUCUUGACCACAGGUUGGAAAACACCUGGGCAUCUGCUUUGUUAUCUUCCUUGAAUGUAUGAGAAGGGGUAAAAUGAAACUGAACUUUAUUUUUGUACAGUUUUGGCAUUUAUAUGCAGUCGAUUUGCCUCCUCCUUCUCCCAUCUGAGAACUGUAUAGUCUGUAACUCUGCCUUCACUCUGAACUCUUGGUACAGUAUUUUUGCAUCUGUGGGACCUAUUUUUUGUUGAGUAGUUUGAAAUAUAUAUAUAAACUGUACAAUCUGUAUAGUUUUAUAGAUUACUAAAAUAUUGAGCUGUGAAAAACUGGUUAAAAUAAAAUUAAUAUUUCAUACACUAUUCAGAAGUGCAUUUCUAACAGUUGGAGUUUAAGUCUGUUUGUGCCAUUCAGCUUUUGAAGUGUUUCCCUUGAGACAGUUGAAAUGUUCAGCUCUUGUGCCUACAACAUAAACCAAAGAAAGGUAAGUCAGUAUUUUUACUACCUAGU